Psilocybe cubensis is the source of this 1491-nucleotide messenger RNA. RefSeq lists its product as uncharacterized. The transcript is spliced from 3 exons. Lineage: Eukaryota; Fungi; Basidiomycota; Agaricomycetes; Agaricales; Agrocybaceae. The record is from RefSeq and is a predicted model, not a curated record. The coding region runs from base 1 to 1491 and encodes 496 amino acids.
AUGAACCCUCCAAGUUCCCUUCGAGACCUGUAUAUUGACCCCUCGCAGGCGUGGGCAUUUGUCCCCCCAACCACACCAGCGGUCGCAAACAGCUCAAGCUCCGCUGCGCCCCUGCCCCCUGCCGACACCGCGAAAGUGCACUCAUUUCAAUGGUCUACACGCCCUUCUCACAACUCGAUAUUCGAUCUCUCUCCUUCUCUGGAUCUGUCUGAACCGUCUGGGAUCAAUGUCGCCCAGCUCUUCAAGGCGUUUCUCGCCUCGGCGGUGCUGCAGUACACCAGCACGGCCAUCGUGAUGCCAUGGGAGGUGGGCAAGCUGCUGCUGCAGGUGCAGUGGGUGCCCCGAGACGCAGGAGAUCCAGAACCUAUACCGCUAGAAAUGGGUGAAGACGACAACGACGAUGCGUUGAGCGACGAUUCAACAGAAAACGACUCUUAUUUUGCUGAUCCUCACGCAGCACCGUCAAAUCGACCGCCUGCGCCAAGAGCACGGGUGGACGAACAGGGUUACGUCAUACGACGGUCUGUUUUGGAGGAAGGGACACGGCCAGAGUAUAUCAUACCUGUAGGGAGCGCGGAUGGAGUGUGGGGGAUGAUGAAACGUGUAGGACGAUUCCGUGCAGAGGGCUGGCUUGCGCUAUGGAAAGGGCUUCUGACUUCAUGUGUGACGGAGGUGGUGUCUGACAGCCUGCAGCCGAUGAUUCAUGGAUUCCUGCAGUCGCUAUUCUUUCCCUCACUGAGCGCAUUCCACCAGCCACCGAUCGUGAUCCCAGUGGUGUCGCAUCUGAUCACCGGAUUUAUUCUGUCACCUCUUGAUCUGAUUCGAACGCGAUUGAUCGUGCAGUCGUUUACGGCUCGCUACCGAAAGUACACAGGACCGCUGGAUGCAUUCCGACAAAUACUGCGGGAUGAGGGAGGACUGUACGGGAUGUAUUUCCACCCACACCUUUUGAUUCCAACACUGAUCGACAACGCGCUGCGGCCGAUGGUGUCUGUUGCGCUGCCGGGGAUGCUGCUGUCGUACUUUGGAUGGGGACACAUCACAGAAGACACGCACCCAAUUGGCUGGGGUAUGGCAGAGCUGGGAGGGAGCUGCGUAGGGCUGCUGGCGACGCUGCCUGUGGAGACGAUCCGGCGGCGGCUGCAGGUGCAGGUGCGGGGGUCGGCAGAGGCGGUGAAGGGAUGUGUUGAGCUGCGGCCAGCGGCAUACAAUGGGGUGGUGGACGCGUUCUGGCACAUUCUGACGGAGGAGCGGUCAGACCUGCCCAUCCGACAGAACGUGCGGCGGCGGCGACCGUCUGUGAAAGGCAAGGAGCGGGAAGAGGCAGAGGAACGAGAGGCAGCAGACGAGUAUGAGAGCUGGUUCCGCAACACAGGGCUGGGACAGCUGUACCGGGGACUGGGGAUGCGGCUGAGUGCGAGUGCGGUCGUGUUUGUGCUGGCACUAGUAGGUGGACGGGACGAGGCGGACUCUGGAUGGGCAGAGAUAUAG